Messenger RNA from Dicrocoelium dendriticum, 1516 nucleotides. Lineage: Eukaryota; Metazoa; Platyhelminthes; Trematoda; Plagiorchiida; Dicrocoeliidae. The record is from the annotation of a GenBank genome assembly.
GGGCUAUCCCCACACCUCUCAGUAUGCAUCAAGCCCAGCCUGAUUUAACCGUUGAACAGAAGUACAUCCUUCUCAAUCGGGAGGCUCGUUUCCUCACAUCAUACUACAAUUAUGACAACGGAUGGCCUGCGCAAGAUGAAAACCUACCUCCUGAUCCGAAUCCGCUAGAUUUCACUAUCGAAGACCUUGUGUCCCCUCGUUUGACGGCUCUAAAGUUGAGUAAGUAAUCAUUCACGUCGUAUCCUCAUGUGCUGCGUGUUUCUUGCUGCAGAGUUGGAUCGGGUCAAUCACCUGAAACAGUCGGUGGAGCAUAAACGAUGUGAACUGUCGAAAAUUCAGACCCGUGUCAAGAAUUUAACUGGCCUCGAGUGUGGACCCGAUGAACUUAAGCUGCUCUUGGAUGCUCGCGAACAGGCUGACCUUCGUCGGCUUGAACGGUACAAACAGGCAUUGGCAAGCGCCACUUGCAUUCAGGAUCAGUUGCGCUCGCAGUUGGAACGCUUGAAAGAGUGUAAACCUGAAGCUCCGCUAGAUGAAGCAACAAGACGACAAAACGAUUAUGUGCACCAAUGGAAUGUACAACGCUUGGGCACAUUGCAUCUUUCCAGCGAUGAUUCUCGCUUCACUUUGCGUAUUGAAGAUUCAUCGGCGGACUCGUUUUCCGAUCGCCUAGUCGUCCUGGUCCGUGGUGUGAAACGCUAUGAUUCCACUGGCCGAUUAAUACUGAGGAAUCUUGAGGCUGUUGCAACACAACGCAGCGAUGCAUCCUUACUGGCCGACCUCGCAUCUGCCGCGCUGACUCCCAGUGCAUUGAUUGCCCCGCUUCUACUCAACCUGCAUGUAGAGCGUUCACUCCGGUCAGAUAUCCAACGUCUCAGGGAUCAAUACGCACUGGAUUGGGACCCAAGUAAACGUCACCUCCAUCUUCUUGGUGGUUCCCGUGGUGAGAUUCUCGCCACGUUGCACAUCACUUCGGAUGGGGCUUUCUCACUUGUCAAUUUGCAAUACAAGCAACCCGAUGGAUCAAACACUGUUGAUGUUGCCUCGACGAAUAACCGAAUGAAAACCAUGCUGAAUACCUUCACUGCCCCUGUGUCUCACUCUUUAGACGAAUGGGUCUCUGAGGUGCACGAUUUUUGUCACACCCUCUCCAGCUCACUGAAUCUGUAAAUUCCAACUCUUCCCUACGCUUUGUAUGUCCUUCUUUUUAUGCGCGCUGUGUUUUAUCCCGACUUAUUCCCGCCUGUUUACUUUGUGUUCCAUUGCAUGUCCAAAAUUGGCAUGUGAAAAAUUUUUGCUCAGCACUUUGUGGGCUGCGCUUCACCAUGCUUUCGAACUUGUUCACUUGUCUCUUACCACCAGUAAGACCACUCCGCGUCCUAUCUAAAACGCGCGAGACAGAUCACGAUGCCCGCAUUACUGUAUUCGUUAAUGCCAACUUUUACUUCGAAUUUUUACUUGCAUGUAUUAAGAACAAGUUGUAAAAAUAUUUGUAAUUGAAACAUUAUUGUAUUUA